Messenger RNA from Stylonychia lemnae, 1053 nucleotides. NCBI's taxonomy places the organism in Eukaryota, Ciliophora, Spirotrichea, Sporadotrichida, Oxytrichidae. The record is from the annotation of a GenBank genome assembly.
AUGAGAAUUACACUAAACUAUCCUGAGGAGACCUCUUCUACUUUAGAUUCUAUGAGUCAACUCGCUACUUCUACUCUUGAAAAUCAAAUAACUUUGAUAGUAGACUAACUUCCUGGCAAGAGUGCAAAAUCUAAGGCUAUAAAAAAGCUUAGAGACUCAAAAUAGUUUAUUACUAAGACCAGUUUUGGCUUGCCACUAAGUGAGAGAAAACUUUUAUUGAUCUCUUCUCAAAAAUAUCUCACUUUGAACUCUGAUGAUAACGGAGUUGGCUGCGAAUUAAACACAGACUUCAGAAGAUCUUAUCUAAAGGGAUCUAGAGCUGAGUUCGAAGUCAAAAGCCUACUCAAAAAGUGUUCGGCUCUAUAAAAAAGAAUCUCACCGAUAGACUCAGACUUGGGUGAUUCGAAAAUUUCUUUUGACGAGCAAUUAUAAAAGAAAAAUAUAACGAAUCCAACCAAUGUAACUAUCAUCACUUAGCCAUACUCCUUCUACAAAACUAACGAUAUUUCGAGCAAGGAGUUUAACCCAGUGAUUAAUAGGAUUCAAACAUUUAUGGCUAAGAAAGAGAAGAGAAACGGAGGCAAAAGUGGUAUAAACACCUAAAGUGACCGUCAAAAUAUUUCUUUUCUUUCGAUCAGAAACCUGUGGUAGAAUCCAUCAGCAGCUUCUUCUAUGCUUUAAAGAGCACGAUCAGAAAACGUGAAUUCCUAAGGCGCACAUUCUAACGGCAAUUAAAUUUCACAGGAAAACGUCUCUUCAGAAAUUCAUGGUAUCUAGGAUAGUGGAAUUAGUGCUCCAAGGACUACAUCAAGCGAAUCAUAUCUUCUAGAUGUGUCUCGUAAUCCCACUACGCAAUCUGAGACUAACAUGUCAAGCUAGAUACAGAGGUCAUUGUAAAACUAACAGAACAUCGUACCUCAAUCGAAUCAUACUACUACUUUAUCGUUUCCAGAGAGAAAUUAACAUCAGCCUGCUUUUGACAUACCUGUAGGCCAAGAUGCUAAUUUGCCUUCUCUUAGUCUCAGCACCCAUGAUUAUGGUGUCCGUGUCUGA